CUCGGGACACUAAAUGAGUCGCGUUUUCUGUUUGGAUUUUAACACCAACAGCCAAGCGAGUUCCAGGUCUGCAUGGGCCAUAUUUAAGCUUUCUUCAUAGGAACUGAGUCUAAGAUGAAGUUAUGGGAUGUUUUGGCCACGUGUUUGUUGCUCCUGAGCUCUGUUGCUACACGGCCUCUCUACCAAAACACUCAGCCAGCCAAGAGGACUUACUUCCCCAGCAGCUACACUGAUUCUGUGUCCCUGUCUGUGGAGGACGAAGAGCCAGCGUUCCAGCGUGAAGACCACAACCUGCAGGAGAUCUCUAUGGAGAACCAAUAUGACAUCGCAGGUCCCUAUCCAGAGCAGUUUGAUGAUGUAAUGGAGUUUAUCAAGGCUACCAUUGGCAGACUCCGGAGAUCAUCAGAGCCCAACGGGGGCUCCAGGGGACGGAGGGAGCAGAGACAGAGGGGAGCAGCAAACACAGAGGGCACGCGAGCCGAGGGGAGAGGACAUGGCGACAGGAGGCGGGGCCGGGGGCGAGGGGGAAGUCGAGGCGGUAAAGGAGGCCGAGGCGAGAAGGGGAGGGAGAGGAUAUCGGUGCAGAGUCGAGGCUGCUUGCUGAAGGAGGUCCAUCUCAAUGUGACGGACUUGGGGCUGGGCUACCAGACUAAAGAGGAGCUGAUCUUCCGAUACUGCAGCGGCCCCUGCGUGGAGGCGGAGACCAACUAUGACAAGAUCCUGAACAACCUCACACACAACAAGAAGCUGGACAAGGACACACCCUCUCGCACUUGCUGUCGACCAAUCGCAUUCGACGAUGACUUGUCUUUCUUGGACGACAAUGUGGUGUAUCACACACUGAAAAAGCAUUCUGCUAGGAAGUGUGGCUGUGUCUAAGGAAGUCACACGGACGUGACGAAAAGACGGUGAUGGUGUCCAGCAUCAGUGAACUAAGGAUCGCCUUUACGAGCUGCUACUGCAAAGGGAGGGAUUGCUUUUGGAAACUGGCAUAUGAGGCCCAAGAGGAAGUGUAUCAUCUCUCAUGUUUGUCAGUAGUCAUCAAAGAAGACGACUGUACAUUUAACUUUGACAGCUCACACUCAGUCCUCCAGAUCCCUUGAGAAGUAUUUGACGGUUCAGUCAGACACAUGCAGACAUGUAUCAGCUGUUCACCGACUUGCAGAAGAAUCAAUACUGUUACACUCCCAGAUUUUGCUGACUGUGUUGUCUAAAAAGGUGAGAGUGAAGAAAAACUUCUGACUUUGGUUGGCUUGUUUUUUCUGGACGAAGCCACUUUCCCAGGAACAUCACUUUUUCCAUAGCUGGCUCCGAACACUGCAGACAAAUGCAGAGAUUUUAGGAGCAUUUUCAUCUGCAGUCUAAAUCACUUCCACUGCAUAGUCUGGUUGUUGACAUUUAAAUUCAGAGCCAAGUGAUGACACAUACCACACCAGGGUUCAGCAAAGACUUUCUGGUGCAACGCAUCUACAUAAAAUCCAAUCAUAUAUAUAUACACGCGUGUGUAAGAGGUAUAUUUAUUAAGAUGGAAUUAACUUAUUGUUAUUUAUUUCAAUCCAUUUUAUGAAAGAAAUUGUUGUGUUUCUUAUUUAUUGAAAAGCUUUGUUUGUCCUGGAUGGUGCCAAAGUGGAGCAUUUUCUCAUGCAAAAUCUUACAUGGUGAUC
Messenger RNA from Xiphias gladius (swordfish), 1664 nucleotides. RefSeq names its product glial cell derived neurotrophic factor a (gene gdnfa). The coding region runs from base 115 to 879 and encodes 254 amino acids. Gene Ontology annotation, molecular function: receptor tyrosine kinase binding; growth factor activity; glial cell-derived neurotrophic factor receptor binding. The record is from RefSeq and is a predicted model, not a curated record. NCBI's taxonomy places the organism in Eukaryota, Metazoa, Chordata, Actinopteri, Istiophoriformes, Xiphiidae. The transcript is spliced from 3 exons. Gene Ontology annotation, biological process: positive regulation of branching involved in ureteric bud morphogenesis; negative regulation of neuron apoptotic process; peripheral nervous system development.